AUAUAACCCAUUUUUCUUCUUGUCCCUUUUUUGUAAUCAAUGUGACGAGUUAAUAUUUGACAACGUGGCUGUGUUAACUAGGUCUGCUCUUUCUUCAGCAGACGAGGAUUUAGUUUUAUGUUAGUUACAGCUGUUAGGGGGAGAAAGUGUGAGGAUAAGAGGGGAGUAAAAAGUACAGCAGAGGAAAAAAUCUGAUAUGUGAGUGUGAGCAGUGGCGUGUACAUGCUUUUCAGGGGCGAGGUAGGCCCCAGCUUGCGCCUUAUCUGUCAUCAUUACAUUCAAGUUACACUUGUUUUUCAGAAAGCUAAAUAUGUGAAGUAUUUACCUGAAGUCUUUUAGCUUUUUGUCUAUUUUUGAUCAAAGCCAAAAACUGGUUUUGUCGUGCAGGUUUAGGUGAUCUGAGAAUGUUUAUUCUUCUGAAUCUAAAAAACCUGUUUGACAUAAUUAACAUGAUGACAGAUCGCAGGUUGUUGGUGUUUGCAGGAAGAGAUUUCAUGUUUCAGAGUCACUCUAAAGGUGUCAUAUUACAGCCUAUGCUGACAGUUAGUUUAGUGAAAACAGCAGUAAGCUGUAAGUUUAAAAGUCUAGGUUUCAUGUCUUAAUUAAGUUGGUCUGUGGUUGUGUUCUGAAAAUGGCCAUUAACUUAUUUCCAGCACUUACUAGUAAUUGAGGCCAGGCACUUCAUUAGCUUUUUGGUACUUAAACACAUGCGUGUGCAAUACCUAUUAAGAAGAAGACUUAUUUCAUUAAUCCCCCUUGGGAGAAAUUCAAUUUAUUCAACCCAUUGUUAUUAUAAAACACACACACAUAGGCCUGUAAUACACACAUGCACACCCAGGACCCACAGACAUGCAGUUAUUGGAAAAAGAGCAACAAGGCUGCAGCCACAUAGUCAUGCAGCAUUUAGGGCCUCUGUGUCCUACAUACCUCACGAUAACUGAGGGGAAAUUAACAAGACGUGAUUACAAUUUUCAUAUGGAUCAUCAACACAGAUGUCCUCUUGAAUGGUCCUCAAGUACUUGUGGCAAUAAGCUACAAGAAAAGAGACGUCCUGGGUUAGCAUAAGAGGCUGCAUUACCAUAAAAUCACAGCGGAGGGCGACUGUAACACACAGUGUGGUUGUGGGGCAGUAUGCUGUCUCCAGGAGCAGAAACAUUAUUAUUGGGUUGUAAGUGUGUAGCUGGAACUACGGACAUAAAUACUGCACCUUGAUCCCCAUAACCACUUAUGUCUGUUAAAGUGCAGACUAAUUCAAGUACUGACCAAUGCAGAUGUCAAAAUAAGGGAAAAAUCCCGUUAAAUAUUAAAGGAGCUACAGUACCAUGUCUGAACCUGCUUUUUUGCAACUUUUCUGUAGUCCAUCUUUGAUAUUAUGACUUUAGAAUUUUCUGCAUCGACUGCUGAUCUUUUAUCAGUAAUACAUGAGUACAUUUAAAGUUAAGUCAGACUUUUAUUGUCUUAAAUGUCUUUUCUCACACUGACUAAAAGUUCACAACAUUCACACCAAGGUGAAAACAGAGCAGGAAUGAAGUUUUUUUAUUUGAUAGCGCCAUUUGUUCUUGUUAACUUACCAAGCCUCAGCUCCAAAUUAGGGUUGAUUUCCUUGACAUCUUGAGAGUUUAGCACUAAACCAAGUGACUACACUGCAUAUUCAUCCCUGCACCCUGCACCAAAUCGCUGUUCGGCCUUUAUGUAGUUACAGUCAGAGAAGCUCCACGUCACCAUAAAUCGUCACUGUAACUGAUUUCCAGCUUGCUAACGUUACAUUAUUUCUGCAUUACCUCAGCUGGAUGCAAGAUGCAUGGUUGUUCAUAUGUGUUGAGCUGAGGAGAUGGGGACAUUAAAUCAGUGCUCAAGAACUCCAGAUGUUCCUUAGAGUGUCAGCUCAAAUAUAUAUGUGUAUGUGUGUCUGCAGUUGAUUUAUCCACACUGACCUGCGAUUCCUCUACUUGAGAAACUCCUAAAAGGCUGCAGGAAUGGCUUGUGUCCUUGUGAUCGCACACACACACACACCUACAAGAUGCAUCCAAAAUCUCAAUGACUCUGGGCUUUAGCUGUGGUUUCUGCUCUGUGCUCGCAUGACAAAGGCAGUUAUUGCCGUCUUUGGGUGAAGAAUUGUUUAAUCUGAGACACCUCCUAGUGCAGAUUUAAUAAACAGCCCACAAUCACAUAUAUUCUCAUGGGAGUGCACAGUAAUGUCAUGCAUGCACACACACCAACUAUUCUCACACUCAAUAUUUCGUUACAGACAAAAGGAGGUACUCCACUCUUUUCCCCCUCUUUCCUUCUCCCCACUGCUGUUACAUGACAUCCCCCUCCCUCCUCUCCUUCAGUCCCUUUCUGCUAUAAAUUUCUCCCUUUGCCUUUGCUAUUGAAUCAUAAAUCAUAAAUUCCCUUCCUGUACCUCUCUAUCUCCCUUGCCCUCCCUCUCUUUUUUAUUAUUACACAACAGCCCAGACUUGAUGUCAGAGGGCAGCCAUGUUUAAUAUGAGUGUUGUAUGUGUGUGGGAGUGAGUACGAGUGUGUAUCUUCUACCCCAGCCUUUCCUGUGGCCCUGGGUCCCCACCCCACCGGUGAGUUUGUCCAAUGCCACUUACACAGAUACAUGCACGCGUACACACACACUGAAACAUACGACACACCCUCACAUGCACAUGAGCAGGAAGUGGCACGUUAGCACGAGCUCAAACGUACAAUAUUCCCUUUAUUAUUCUCUACACAAACUCAAUAUUGGUGCACGCACAAGUGCUUAUAGACUGAGGCCCUGUUAACACUCACCACUGAGGUGCUGUUAACACUCCAGUAAGCAACAGGCCUAAAAUAUGUUUUUAACAAGGACUAUGGUGAACGUGGAAAUAUAUUCCCGCUACGUAUUUGUUCCAGAAACCUUUUAGAAAACAAGAGGUUACACAGAACAUGCAGAUAUUUCAACUUCACUCCCGCUCUAAUAGUUCCCCUGUGUGUUUUACACUCGCAUGUUCAGACUCUGGGCCCCUCGUGUGUUUAACAUGUUUGCUUGAAAAAUGGUGCAAACAGUCAAGCAGUACUUGUGCAAGAAGAUUUACUUGAAGGGGAGGUUUUAUAAUUAUUACCACUUUAUAACCUACAAUAUUAAUGCAUGCUGAGUGGAUCUGCAUAUUCAUCGUUCAUCAUUCAUCUCGAUGAAAGUGUGAUUGUGCAGAACAUCUAUCACUGCUGUUUGAAAGGCCAGAUGAUGAAACAGCUCGAGUUGUUUAUUCUGGAGCUUUUGACCACAUCUCUCCUUAUCAGAAGCCACGGUAAUGGAAUUAUAGACGUUCAAAUUUUUCAUCAUUCUGGCCACCUCGACUUCCAGGAUCUCAGAGAUAAUGUGGAAUUCAUGAGAGGAAUGCCGUACAGGGGUUCCUUCCUGUCACCUGACUCCAUCACUUCCUGCGUUGGGCUUCCUGCGUCUGGAUUUCCAAGGAGAAGGACCCUGGCUCCUGUAAAGAUGGCUGACGUGGUGCAGCCAGACCCCAACAGCCUGCAGAUACCUGGAAAUGACUGCAGCCAUUACACCGCUCACACCCUCAGCCCUCACCGGAAAGAGAUGAAUGAGUACAGAAGUGAUUAUAAGUUCAUCUGUAAAUCUCCCUCUCUCUCUGGCCUUCUUUCUCUCUCUCAGAGGGUGGAGGUCAGACCCAGGAUGGCCUGUCCCUUCUCAGUUGUCGUGGCGAUAGACUUUGGGACGACAUCCAGCGGCUACGCCUUCAGCUUCACACAGGACUCAGAAGCCAUACACAUGAUGAAGCGCUGGGAGGGCGGCGACCCUGGGGUGGCCAAUCAGAAGAGCCCGACGUGUCUGCUGCUGACUCCUGAUUUGCGGUUCCACAGUUUUGGGUUUGCUGCCCGGGACUUCUACCACGACCUGGACCCAGAGGAGGCCCGGCACUGGCUCUACUUUGAUAAGUUCAAGAUGAAGAUCCACAGCACAAGUGACCUCACCAUGGAGACGGAGCUGGAGGCGGUCAAUGGUCGAAGGGUCAGGGCCAUUGAAGUGUUUGCUCACGCCCUGCACUUCUUCAGGGAACACGCUCUAAAGGAGGUGAAGGACCAGUCGUCUUCAGUGUUGGAAGGAGAGGAGAUCAGAUGGGUCAUCACCGUCCCCGCUGUGUGGAGACAACCUGCCAAACAGUUCAUGAGAGAGGCUGCAUACCUCGCUGGUCUGGUGUCUCCCGACUGUCCCGAGCAGCUCCUCAUCGCUCUGGAACCUGAAGCUGCAUCCAUUUACUGCCGUAAGCUCCGCCUCCACCAGGUGAUUGACCUGAGCUUGCAGCCAAUCACAAAUGGCCUAGAUCUGGAGGGCUCCCAGCCCUUCGACUCCAGCUUCAGACAAGCGAGGGAGCAGUUGAGGCGAUCCAGACACAGCAGGACCUUCCUAGUGGAGAGUGGAACCGGAGAGCUGUGGUCAGAGCUACAGACUGGUGACAGGUAUAUUGUUGCAGACUGUGGAGGAGGAACAGUUGACCUGACAGUCCAUCAGAUCGAGCAGCCACAGGGAACACUUAAAGAGCUCUACAAAGCUUCAGGCGGUCCGUAUGGUGCCGUCGGAGUAGACUUGGCCUUCGAAGCCAUGCUGUGCCAGAUCUUUGGCGAGGACUUCAUCCAGAGCUUCAAAGCCAAGCGGCCGGCGGCCUGGGUGGACCUCACCAUUGCAUUUGAGGCUAGGAAACGGACGGCGGCGCCGGGCAGGGCCAACGCCCUCAACAUCUCCCUGCCCUUCUCUUUCAUCGACUUCUACAAGAGACACAGAGGGCAGAGUGUGGAGGCCGCACUGAGGAGGAGCAAUAUGAACAUAGUGAAGUGGUCGUCCCAGGGGAUGCUGAGGCUGACACAGGAAGCCAUGAAUGAGCUCUUCCAGCCCACCAUCAUCAAUAUUGUCAAACACAUUGAGGAGCUGAUGGCAAAGCCGGAGGUGCGCGGGGUGCGUUUCCUCUUCCUGGUUGGUGGUUUUGCAGAGUCGCCCAUGCUACAGAAAGCGGUCCAGAGAUCACUGGGGCGGACGUGUCGCAUCAUCAUCCCCCAUGACGUUGGGCUGACCAUACUGAAGGGUGCCGUGCUGUUCGGGUUGGAUCCCACUGUGGUCAGAGUGCGUCGAUGCCCGCUGACCUAUGGUGUUGGCGUCUUGAACCGGUUCGUGGAGGGGCGCCACCCACGAGACAAACUCCUCAUCAAGGAAGGCCGCGAGUGGUGCACCGACAUCCUCGACCGCUUCGUCUCUGUUGACCAGUCGGUGGCUCUGGGUGAGGUCGUGAGAAGGAGCUACACGCCCGCUCGUCUGGGCCAGCGGAAGAUCAUAAUCAACAUCUACUGCAGCACGACGGACGACGUCACGUACAUCUCCGACCCGGGAGUCAGGAAGUGCGGGACGAUAACUUUGGACCUACCGGAACCGUUACCGCUACCGGGAGCAGUGGGAGGAGCAGGAGGAGGAGCAGGAGGCCCAGAGAGGAGAGAGAUCAGAGCGACCAUGCAGUUCGGAGACACGGAGAUCAAAGUCACAGCCGUUGACAUCAUGUCUAACCGCUCCGUCCGGGCUUCCAUAGACUUCCUGUCUAACUGAGGAGGAGCAGGAAGUGGAGACGAGGAAUGGAAAACACAGAAAUAACUGAUUCUAAGGAUGAUAAUUAUAGAAAAAGCGGUACUUUGGGAGUGGGCGACAUGUUUUUUAUGGAAAGAACAGGAACUCACAUCCUGUAAUUCAGACAUUUAGGCUUUACAUUUACACAAAAAAACAACACAAGAGGAACAUUUUCCAACAUUUCGAGCCUUCACAAGUUCAUACUCAUCUCAAGAAAUGAUCAGUAUGUCCUCGACUGAAGGGCAGGGUGCCCUCUCUUUACAGAAAAGAAGACAUUCAUUUGUCUGCCUUCUGGCUUCAGCGGGGAGUUCAUCAUGUCACACCCUAUGUUGCUGUCAUAGGCAUUUCCUGCUUAGAAAAAUAUGCAGGGAAGCACUUGUAUGAACUCUGAGUACACAUCCCUGCUGCAAUGAACAGACACCUUCUAAUAUUCAUCCUGCCUGAAGAGUUUCAACUUUUGUUGCCAGUUUGAUCGUUACCUAGAGACUAAAUAAAGCAUUAUACUACCUAGAGUAAAACUCACUCAUUUUAAUCGUUAAAUAUGAAGACUCCUGCGUCAUAUAAUGAAUUACACAAAGAUAUCUCUGAUACCUCAUUUAAAUCCUAUUUCUCUAUCCAUUCUCUAUAUGGGAUAUUGAUACAACUACCUGGACUGCAGCUUUGUUUUUCUAAUGUGACCAUGAUUGUGCCUUACCCAGUGGUGGAAAGACUGAAGCUGAGAAUCAUGUUGGAUGAUAAAAGCUCUCCGGAUGCAUCAAAACACAACAUUAUUGUUGCAUUAUUUUACAUGUUUCCUAUAAAGUAUGUCACCUAUUCACAUCCAGGUGUAGCGUUUGGUAUCGGAAAUGUUUAACAGUUCAGGACAAUUGUUUUUUUUUUUUUUGUCUUUGCAAAUCAAGAUCAGGAGCUUUAUCUGUAUAUUUUCCAUCUUAUUCUUUGUGUGUACAAAAAUGGGAAAUUCAAACCAACUUUUAGCAGGAACCAAGCUUUGUUCUUUGAUAUAAAAAUCUUAACUCAAAGUCCACUUACUAGCUUUUCCCAGUGCUUUCAACCAUGUCGUUCAGUCUUCCUCAGCAGAUAGUUUGCUCCGUUGUCUUUAUUAGACGUUGCCACGUGACUUAGGUAUCCUCCUAAAUGUUACACACUGGACCUUUAAUACAACUGAGCUAUUACCAUGGCAACUGGGUAAAGUCCAUCAACUAAGGAAGACAGGCUAAAUGCAGUUGAAAGCUCUGGAAAAAGAGCACGUGGACCACGAGAUUUUUUUUGUCUAACUACAGUCUGUUUCUAAGGUCAAGAAUGAACCACCACAUUAAAGCUUCAAUUUGUCAUCCAACCGUAGUAAAUGCAGUAAAUUACUAAUGUAUUCUUUACAUAACUAUACAUACUGUAUAUAUUAAUGUGAGUUCAAAGGUGGAGGUGUUGGCACAAGUACGACAUGCACCCAAAGAAAAAGACAUCAUGUUGUCACAUUAGUCUUUUUAUGCUGUAAUAAACUGUAUUCAUGUUUAUGGCAAUUCUUUUUUUUUUUAACCUGUGCAGGUUGCAAGAUGAUAUAACAAAGAUCUUACAUUAUCUUACUUUGAUCAUCCAUGGCCACCAUACAUUAAAAUAAAAAACACUUGUACCACUUUCUUCCCCUGAUAUAUCAUGUUUUACUUUCCCUAUUUCAAUAUGAUUUACUUAAUCUAGUAAUUCUGCCACUGAUAUAUUGAUACACGAUGAUCAAACAAUCUUUUCUGUCCCUUGACCCCAUUUAAAAUAACACACAUAUGAACAGUCAACAGAAUGAUUUCAGCUGUGAAUUUAUUGAUGAGAAUGGUCCAAUAAAUAGUUUCACACAGCGUAACAAGUGAAUGGUUCAGAACUGCUCGUCAUCUUAUCAGUGCUUUACUUUCCAUGUUACACAUCAGUUUGUCACAAAACCAGAUGAGAAAUGAUGGAACAGCUUCAGGUCAGAGGAAGAGCUGACUUUAAGGGGGCAGGAGUGUGUUUAUUUCAAAACCAAAAGGGGGAACUGCUUUCAUUCUGCUUGUAUUUCAAUAUCACUUCUCAGUAAAAUGGCUACACGUGGAAAGAUACAGUGCUUGAAAUGUUAAACUGACGAGUCAAAGCUUCAGUAAGAAAAAAAAAAA
Molecule: messenger RNA, 7734 nt
Organism: Morone saxatilis (striped sea-bass)
Lineage: Eukaryota; Metazoa; Chordata; Actinopteri; Moronidae
Gene: hspa12b
Product: heat shock protein 12B
Exons: 15
Coding region: 3119-5581 (820 amino acids)
Source: RefSeq, a predicted model, not a curated record